Messenger RNA from Bemisia tabaci, 1614 nucleotides. The record is from RefSeq and is a predicted model, not a curated record. NCBI's taxonomy places the organism in Eukaryota, Metazoa, Arthropoda, Insecta, Hemiptera, Aleyrodidae.
CUCAAAUCUCUCAAAAGAGUUUUUCAAAGCCAUCGUCUUGUCACACAGCUCCUCAAAUUAAAAGAGUCGACAAAACUUUUUCUAAUUAUUGAACUUAACUUGGAAAGCAUGCAGGAUAGUGAAGAUGUAGCAUAAAUAGGGAGUGUUAUAUUGUUUAUUUGUGAAGGAAAAACUUCGGUACACGACGGUGACCUUUCUUUGUGUUUUGUGCGGAGUUUUGAAACCGAGGUGCUUCGUCUGUCACAAAUUAUGUCCUUUACAUCCAUGGGGGUGUCGAUGUUUACACUAGCAAGUGAUGAUACAUAGUAGAAACUGGUCAUGCAUCAUAUUUUGGCUGCUCGUCGCGCUAUUUGCAGCGAAAGCUCGAGUCAACGGCAAGGAGACAACAGUGGACGAGACCACAUCCAUUCUGACGACAGAUCCCACGCUACCAGAUCCUAUUCUUCGGUAUGCCGCGGCCAGCUCGCAACCACCUUCAAAGAGACGCCGCAGAACCACCCCCAGAUUUACCACCACCGAGUCGAACACACCCCUAAGACUCACCGACCCACCUUCAACAUCACCAAGGCCAACGAGCCCGCCAGCGACGCCACUGCGGCUGACAGAUCCUCCAACUCCGUCAACAGAACCAGAAACGACCACGUGCAAACUCUCUAUAACGCCGGUCGUCCUCGAACCGAGAAAGGUCAAAUCCCCUGAAUCGAUCCGCAAGGACUGCCAGAAUUUCAGCAUCAUCCCCGAUCUGUUGGAUGCAAAUGAUACUGUGCCUCAUCCAAUGCAAGUGAGAUUUUUAUUUGAGCACGUCGCAAGGUACGGGAACACAAUUCACCCCAAACACAUGGUUUUCAGGCCGUAUUAUGUGACAUGGGAGAACAACAAGACAGACUUUUACACUCUGUUGAUGCUAGACAUUGACUAUCCAUCACGAUCAAACCCGUAUAUGCGCAGUUAUCUGCACUGGCAAGUUUUAAAUAUCAAAGGAGAGGCCUGGAUUAAAGCAGAAACUUGGGCAGAAUACAUCGGUCCAAAUCCGUUAUACGGCUCAGGUUUACAUAGGUAUUUAUUUUUUGUUCUCAAACAACCAAGUCAAAUUCACUUCACCGAAUUAAAAUAUCCUGCAUUGUAUUUGGAUGAACACCGUGCUAAUUUUUCACUUCAAACAUUUUGGAAAAAAUAUGACCUGAAACUACAUGCAAUGAACUUCCUGUCGUCAGAAUGCACAGAUCAUCAGUUUUCCCAUGCAGAGCCGCAUCUAAAUCGAACACUUGAUCUAAUUCCCAGAGCUUUGUAGUACUAAAAAAGACUUAAGCAAGUGAAUGUGAUAUGAGAUAAAGUUAUAAGUGAAUGAGUGAUCAUUUCGACAAUGAAACACACGGCUAGUCGGGGACUUUACAUAUUCCACAUGGAGAUGACCAAAUGAUUCUAAUGCCAUGUUUCGGACUGUUUAAUCUUCUAAGAUAUUUUACAUGCGCAUUAAAGAAACUCUUCAAAUUCUGGAUAUUACAGUACUGUGCAUACAUUUAAUUUGUAAGAUAAGACAUUAUGAAUCCAACUGCAACCAAAAUGCGAAAAUGAUCAAAAUAAUAAAGUAUCAAAUGUCCACAUGGUGCUCCA